This is a messenger RNA of Lactuca saligna, 766 nucleotides long. The record is from the annotation of a GenBank genome assembly. NCBI's taxonomy places the organism in Eukaryota, Viridiplantae, Streptophyta, Magnoliopsida, Asterales, Asteraceae.
AUGAUAUUGAAAACCAUUAAGAGCUUAUCGGUGGAUGUGAGUGUUGGAUGCCUACAUGAGCUUCCAUAUAGGUCUUGUGAAUUAAGUCGGACCUUCUCGCGCCCAAAUUUACGAAAAUUUCUCCCUCAAUCGGGUUUGGCGUCUGGAAUGGCGGAAGAAGCUCCGUCGAGUCCAGGCGGGAGCGGGAGCCACGAGAAAGGGGGUGCGGGUGGGGAUCGGAGCCCUCGGUCGCCGUCGGCGAACGUUCUGGGGCUGGACGAGGACUUGUUCUUGCCGAUUGCGAAUGUCCGUCGGAUCAUAAAGAAGGGGAAGGUGUUACCCCGUGAUGCGAAGAUUGCUAAGGAUACUAAACAGACUUAUCUCGAGUGUGUUUCUGUGUUCAUCAGCUUUAUCACCAGCGAGGCAAGUGACAAGUGUCGAAAGGACAAGAGGCAAACCCUUAAUGGUGAUGAUCUGAUAUGGGCAAUGAACAGACUAGGGUUUCAAGAUUAUGUUAAUCCACUUAAGGCAUACCUUAACAGAUACAGACAAGUAACUCAGAUUGAGGGUGAGUACAUAAGAUCUAUAAAAGAUCAUGAUUUACAAUCACACAGCUGCAAGGCACAGAAUAGCAGCCAGCUUUUUGGAUGACAUUCUUUUUGUCUCGUUCUCGAGUUUGUUUGUUGUAGAGUAUAUAUAAUUUAAUUAUAUGUAAUAUAAUGAGGUUUUUCAUUUAUACCUUAAGAUAUUUAUAGCAUGUGAUAUCAAUGAGAAAACACAUGGUUUA